Hyaloscypha bicolor E is the source of this 734-nucleotide messenger RNA. RefSeq lists its product as uncharacterized. The transcript has a single exon. The record is from RefSeq and is a predicted model, not a curated record. Lineage: Eukaryota; Fungi; Ascomycota; Leotiomycetes; Helotiales; Hyaloscyphaceae. The annotation marks the transcript as partial.
ACGUCCACUACAUCACAGUUUGGCUGUCGCUCGGCGUCCCUCACCUCCUCUCGCUUCCCCUUGGCGGGCACCCGUUCUUAUUCAAGGAUCGCCCCAGGGGCGAACCACGAGCUUCCUCGCCCUCGCCCCCAUUGCCAUGGCCAUGCCAGACCAUGCGUCAGGCGAGGUCAGCUCACUCAGUGGUGGGCGUUAGUCGCUGCUGCCGCCAGAAAACCUUCUUUUCGCCCGCGGCCAGAGAAGAAGAAAAGAGACAAACCUCGCGUCACAACCGCACCAAAUCACUUUCCGCCGGAUCGAGGAAGCAAACAAAGGCUGCUGCGGCAGACGACAUCCCAGCAGGAUAUCUGGCAAGCUCCCCAUGCCAUGCGCCGAUUGUGGCUGUUAACAGCCAGAUCUGCUGCCCGGCACGGCUUCUAGUUGGCGAUUUGACGGCGACCCACGAAUCCCCCAAGACGUGGCCAACUCGGCAUCGUCUCUGCGUCCCGUGUGGGCCUGUGGCACAGCCAAUGCCCAGAAGCCAUUGCCGAUUCCAAAAGCCGGGUCCACUAUUCGGGUCUCGGAGAGUUGCCCUGGGCGUGGGAGGCCGCGCUGCUGCCCUGCAUUGCACGAGCCCGACCCUGAAUCGAUCAAACUGUGCCUCUGGGGGUUUGGGCGCCCCCCGGGCUAGCCCUAUUUCCAGGGACGACGCAAAUAGCCGACAAGAAUAUCUGCCUUCCAUUAUGUGCCUUCUCUGA